Messenger RNA from Rhizophagus irregularis DAOM 181602=DAOM 197198, 312 nucleotides. RefSeq lists its product as uncharacterized. The record is from RefSeq and is a predicted model, not a curated record. Lineage: Eukaryota; Fungi; Glomeromycota; Glomeromycetes; Glomerales; Glomeraceae.
AUGCCUCACCUUGACUCUAUUAAAGCUUGUGCUGAAAGUGCCGCCGCUUGUACUAACUGUGCUGAGAUGGCUGGUCAAGAAGGAUGUUCAAAAAAAUGUCGUGCCAACGCAGCUUUGGCUUCUUGUACCGCUCAAUUGUUGUCAAUUGACGCCCCUCAAUUGGAUAGUAUGAUCGAAUUAACCAUGAACUCUGCUCAAACUUGUGCUGAUCAUUGCGGAAAGCAUAGCGCCGAUCAUUGUAAAGCUUGUGCUGAUUCCGCUCGUCGUCUCAGUGUUGCUUUACGCAACUAUAAAGAACAAGCUAGUAGUUAA